CGGCAUUGUGGGUAUCUCACUCUAUCUCUGCCCUGACUGCCCGCCCGCCCGCCCGCCUGCCGGUAGUUUCUUUCCUCCUGCCUGCCUCCCCGGACUCACACCAUGGCGCUGCACGUCCCCAAGGCCCCGGGCUUCGCCCAGAUGCUGAAAGAUGGAGCCAAGCAUUAUUCAGGUUUAGAAGAAGCUGUGUACAGGAAUAUUCAAGCUUGUAAAGAACUUGCCCAAACUACUCGCACUGCAUAUGGACCAAAUGGAAUGAACAAAAUGGUUAUCAAUCACUUGGAGAAGUUGUUUGUUACAAACGAUGCAGCCACUAUUCUCCGUGAACUUGAGGUCCAGCAUCCUGCAGCUAAAAUGAUUGUCAUGGCUUCUCAUAUGCAAGAGCAGGAAGUCGGUGAUGGCACUAACUUUGUGCUUAUUUUUGCUGGUGCACUCUUGGAGCUGGCAGAGGAGCUGCUUCGAAUGGGCCUAUCUGUAUCAGAGGUAAUUGAAGGAUAUGAAAAAGCUUGCAAGAAAGCUUUAGAAAUCCUCCCUGAUUUGGUCUGCAGCUCUGCAAAGAACCUGCGGGACAUCGACGAAGUUUCUUCCCUCCUUCAGACCUCCAUUAUGAGCAAGCAGUAUGGGAAUGAGUCUUUCCUUUCAAAUCUUAUUGCUCAGGCGUGUGUUUCUAUACUUCCUGAAUCUGGCCACUUCAAUGUCGACAACAUCAGGGUGUGCAAGAUAUUGGGUUGUGGCAUAGGGUCGUCAUCUGUUUUACAUGGAAUGGUUUUCAAGAAAGAAACAGAAGGAAAUGUCACCUCUGUAAAAGAUGCCAAAAUUGCAGUAUACUCGUGUCCUUUUGAUGGUAUGAUCACUGAAACAAAGGGUACCGUAUUAAUAAAUAAUGCACAAGAACUAAUGGACUUCAGCAAGGGUGAAGAAAAUCUAAUGGAGGAGCAGGUGAAGGCCAUAGCUGAUGCUGGAGCCAGUGUUAUAGUCACAGGAGGCAAAGUUGCUGAUAUGGCCCUUCAUUAUGUCAACAAAUACAAUCUCAUGUUGGUGAGAUUAAACUCUAAAUGGGAUCUGAGGAGACUUUGUAAAACGGUUUGUGCUACAGCUCUCCCAAGACUAACUGCUCCUACGCCAGAUGAAAUGGGUCACUGUAACGAUGUUUAUUUAUCUGAAGUUGGAGACACUCAAGUUGUUGUGUUUAAACAUGAAAAGGAAGAUGGUGCCAUAGCUACUAUUGUUGUUCGUGGUUCAACAGACAACCACAUGGAUGAUGUAGAGAGGGCUGUUGACGAUGCAGUAAACAACUUUAAAGUUCUCACAAGGGAUAAACGUCUUGUCCCAGGUGGUGGAGCAACUGAAAUAGAAUUGGCAAAGAAGAUCACAUCAUAUGGAGAGACUUGCCCUGGCCUUGAUCAGUACGCUAUUAAGAAGUUUGCAGAGGCAUUUGAGAGCCUUCCAAGAGCAUUAGCAGAGAACUCAGGGGUGAAAGCCAAUGAAGUAAUCUCCAAACUCUAUGCAACACAUCAUGAAGGCAACAAGACUGUGGGGUUUGACAUUGAGGCAGAGACUGCAGCAGUAAAAGAUAUGUUGGAAUGCAAGGUACUGGACACAUACCUUGGAAAACAUUGGGGAAUUAAGUUGGCAACCAAUGCUGCUGUCACUGUUCUGCGAGUAGAUCAGAUAAUCAUGGCCAAACCAGCCGGUGGACCCAAAGCCCCAACGGGAAAGAAGGACUGGGAUGAUGACCAGAAUGAAUGAAGACUUGUGUUGAUGUCUGCGAUAUGUCGGUUAAAGGACUUUAUCAGUGUGUUUUACACAAUCUGUGCAGCUCUUUCAUAUUUCCUUUAAGUUAAAUACCCCUCCGUGUGGAACAUCUAUCCUGAUCUAGCCGACGGCUUAUUACCUCUGAUUUGCAAAUUAGACGUAAUGGAAACCCAGGCUAAUGUGCUUCUUUCUCUGUAGAGCUGUCCGGUUUUGAUUAUUAAAUCUGAUGCUAUGUUUUCACUAAAGCACUGAAAUAAAAUGCAAAAUAUUAAGGAA
Pelobates fuscus (common spadefoot toad) is the source of this 2031-nucleotide messenger RNA. RefSeq names its product chaperonin containing TCP1 subunit 8 (gene CCT8). Bases 103 to 1749 code for a protein of 548 amino acids. The record is from RefSeq and is a predicted model, not a curated record. NCBI's taxonomy places the organism in Eukaryota, Metazoa, Chordata, Amphibia, Anura, Pelobatidae. Gene Ontology annotation, molecular function: ATP-dependent protein folding chaperone; ATP hydrolysis activity; ATP binding. Gene Ontology annotation, cellular component: chaperonin-containing T-complex. The transcript is spliced from 15 exons. Gene Ontology annotation, biological process: protein folding.